AUGACUGCACUUGCGCGGCGUGUGCAGCAGGCAGCGGAUUUUAUUUAUCGUGCACGUCAAGAGGAGACGCCGGACGGCAAUCCUCUCGUGGCUGCGCGCAAUUACAUUACCGCCAUGGAGAUCAUUGCCGCGGUUGCUGACGAGGUUCCGACGAAGGACGUCAAUGAACGGCGUUUUCUUUUGCAUCAACUUCGUCAGCGAAUGGAAAUGUACUACGAGCGUGCGGAGCUUUUGCUCGGCGUGGCCGAAGAGUCCGGCCUGGUGGAUAAACCCACAGCGGAGGGCGGCCUCCCCAUGGCCCCGCAUUUCCCCAGAGGCGAUGGUCACGUUGCGUCUUUCACCACGGUGGAAGCUUUGGCAUGCGAUUCUGUGAUGGGCAUUCCGCUCUCAGCAGGGGAAGGCAACUCCAACGUGCCACACACGGGGCCACCGAUGCAGUAUUAUUUCUCCGAGCCACCGCCGGUACCGCCACCGGCACCGCCGCCUGUAGAGGCCGAGGAUCCCCUGGAGGCAUUAAUCAAAACAAUGAGCUUUGAUGACGAAAAGAAGGAUUGA
Trypanosoma cruzi is the source of this 555-nucleotide messenger RNA. RefSeq lists its product as uncharacterized. The record is from RefSeq and is a predicted model, not a curated record. Lineage: Eukaryota; Euglenozoa; Kinetoplastea; Trypanosomatida; Trypanosomatidae. The transcript has a single exon. Bases 1 to 555 code for a protein of 184 amino acids.